GACGCGCCGCAGUGGUUAAGCUGGCACCCCGCGGGACUGACGCGCACUUCGACCUCGCGCAAGGAAUCCACUUCAGCAUUGGCUAAUCAUCCUCCCUUCGGCCUUCUCUGAUUCCAUUCGCAUUCCACGACACUUCGAGAUGAUGACGUGGGUAAUUCAGACGAUGGUGAUGCUCGUGCUGUCUGGCGGGAUGGCUCGGGGCGAUGUCCAGACCGAUGUGGAGAACCUGAGGUCAGCUGUGGUGGUUAAUCAGCUGAUCAUGCAACAGCAGUCACAGGUCAUUCAGACGCUUCUCAAUAAAUUUCUGGAUCAAGAGUCGGACUGCCCCUACCCCUACAAGAUGGUCAUGGGCGAGUGUUUCUACGUGAGCGAGGUGGAGCGCGUGUGGGAGGAGGCCAGGACAUUCUGCCAGGGGAUGAGGGGUGACCUCGCGUCCCCGAACUCCGUCUACGUCCUUCUGGCCUACGUGCGUGACGUGUCAGAUGAGUACGCCUUCUGGCUGGGCGCGACGGACCAGCAGGCGGAGGGCGUGUGGCAGUGGCUGGACGGGCGCCCCAUCACCGACUGGGGGCGCGGGCAGCCCGACAACGCGAACGGCGAGGAACACUGCAUCCACCUGGGCAACAAGUACGUCCUGAACGACAACGAAUGCACCAAGUUACGUCGCUUUGUGUGCGAGUACGUCGGGUAAACGCAUGGCGGGUCGUGUGAAUAAGGGGUUAAGAAGAUUUUUCUUUGAAUAUUAAUACUCCGCUAAAAGCAGCUUGCCGGAAGAAGAUCAAAUCGCGGGGCACCACAAGGCUCUUCCCCGAGUGGGUCUGUAUUGUAAAGGCGAAUAUUUGUAUAAUCUAAGAGAUUUCUUGUGAAUGCCUCCUCUUGAUUUUUUCCUCUCUUGAAGGGGUUACAGGAAAUAUAUUUUGAGAAAGGGGGGGCGGGGAGCAUGAUUCCCAUUCCAAGGGCUGAGGCGGGAGAGCGCAGAUUCGGAGAAGUGGAGAUAUUCUGUUCGUCUAAUAACACGUUAUACAACUGAAUAAAGCAGACACAAAAAGGAAAUUCUAACUGUGGCUGUUUUUUUUUCGUACUUGUUUCAGAAAUACUUUCCAUUAAGGAUAUCUCUUUUGGAUUAAGCAAGGCCCAGGAAAGUAAUCUAUAAAAUGAAAUAGAAUAUUACGUAUUUGCUACUUAAAGGUAACAUUUUAUAUGAUUUUGAUUUUGAUUUAUGGCUGUGUUGUGUUGUAUGUUUAUAUCAGACAUCAUCAGUAUGUUAAUUACAUUAUGUAUACACACCCGCUGUAUAGCCUGUAUUUUUAAUAAAUAAUGUAAUGUUUUCUACCACAUGAUGCAUUUUGUGGAAGAAUUAUUGCACUUGUAAUAUAAGAUUUAUGUUAAAAGGUAUCAUAUAACAUUAAUAAUUGUGUCUAUGUAUUAGUGACUACAUAAGCCACUUUUUUCAGAUAUAUAUAUACAAGUAAUUCUUCUCCGAGGUUAUCACACGAUUAACAAUAAAUAACCCAAUACGAUGUACAAGUUAA
This is a messenger RNA of Penaeus indicus, 1532 nucleotides long. RefSeq names its product perlucin-like. NCBI's taxonomy places the organism in Eukaryota, Metazoa, Arthropoda, Malacostraca, Decapoda, Penaeidae. Bases 140 to 691 code for a protein of 183 amino acids. The record is from RefSeq and is a predicted model, not a curated record. The transcript has 3 exons.